AUGGCCCGAUCUCUGUGCUCCAGAUGGAGGCAGAAGAUCGUCUGCCGGACGCUUUGGGCCGUCCUCGCUGCCUGGGGGUCUUCCCUUUGGCUGCCGGCGAGCACGCCGCCCAUUUUUAGGCGACCGUGGCUCGGCUGCCUGGCCGCUUCGCUGCCCGCAGAGGCCCAGGCCCAGGUGAACGUUGGACUACGGAGCCUCGCCCGCCGAUCCCGGCCCAGGCCCGAGACCGGCGUUCGCAUGAGCGACCUGGGAGUCAUGGAAGGUGCGCAGGAUGCAGACGGUGCCCACUUGGUCGCAGCAGAGGUCCUCUCCUCUUCCGAGACGCGUGUGACUGUGAGUUUCCGCACACCUUGGCCGGUGACCUCAGAUCGCACGUCCUCGUCGAAAGGGCUUGAAGUGAGAAGCAAGAGUGGGGGUGCUUAUGCCUUCUUGCAGGUGAUCCCUGGUGUGAACGGAACUGCGACGACGGAGCAGAUCCUGGAUGCUGUGCUCAGCAGCAAAGGCAAGUUCGGCGCCUACGGUGAGCCCGCGGACGUGCGGGUGAUUCAAGACAAGGAGCUGGCCGGCGGGGACAGGCAGCUGGUUCUUCUCUUUACAUCCUAUUCCCCGCAAUCCGCCGAAUUCCAGAACCGUGCGAUCGUCAGAUCGACCACGGUGGACGGCGAUGCCUUCGUGCUGGUGGGCGCAGCAUUCGACGAGAGGUGGCAGAAGGAGCCGCAGGUAUUGAGCACGGUCUAUGCGCAAGAGGCGAAGUCUCUGGUGACGCUGACGGCCUGGCAGCUGCAGUCCUGGGACCUCGAGUCGAAGCUCCCGCGCUGCGGCCUGCGCGGCGAGGGAUGCUGGCAGGCCUUGACCUAUGCGCGCCACCUGCGGAGUGUAGCGGCCGGCGCAAGGGAUGGCACAGUAACUGUGUGGGAUGUGACCAGUGGUGCGGCAACGAGGGAGCUAAGCUGUGGAAGCGCCGUUGCUUGCAUUGACUAUGCUGAAGCCAUCAAGGCUGUCGUUACCGGGGAGGAGAACGGCACGAUCAUACUGUGGGAUCUGACGCGAGGGCUUCAGCUUGCCGUGCUCUGGUGCAAAGCCACGGUACACUCGAUUGCAUAUUGGUUUAUAGCUCCUUACAUCCGCGACAUCCCGCACCUCAACAACGGAGAGAUCUUGCCGAAGCUCAUCCCGGCGAGUGAGAAUGGGACCAUGGGCAGAGCCGUGGUCACUGGAGAUUCGGCCUUCAAGGUCACGGUGUGGGACAUCGAGACGUCGAAUGCUCGGAAAACCAUCGACUGCUCCAGCAACGUGCUGGCCAUUGCGGUGUCGCCGUUCCUGGGAUUGGUCGCCGCCGGUGAGGCGAAUGGAAGAGUCACGUUGUGGGACGUCGAGAUCGAGUGUGCUCUCCACCGCUACGAGGGCGGGGCGGUUUCUGCUCUGGCCUUCGUUUCCCUUAGCUUGGAGGAGCAGAGCUUGGUCUCAGCGGAGUGCUACAGAGUAGUCUCCUGGGACAUGGACACGGGCCAGUUCCAGUCCCGGAACCUGAAGCUUCCGACCUCCUGCAUCGCGGCGCGGUGCAUGUGCUUCAUGCCGCCUUCAGCUGGGGAGGACGCCUCGGAGGCCGUCGUUCUUGUUGGUGACAGCUCUGGCCGGCUUGCUGCGUGGCCGUGGCAGCGCCUGCAGCCGCUGAGAGGCCACGACGAGAAACGCUGUGGCGAUGGCUUCCGCGUGAGGACUGCGCAGCGCCCACGAUGA
Symbiodinium sp. CCMP2456 is the source of this 1740-nucleotide messenger RNA. Lineage: Eukaryota; Dinophyceae; Suessiales; Symbiodiniaceae. The record is from the annotation of a GenBank genome assembly.